This is a messenger RNA of Equus quagga, 2148 nucleotides long. RefSeq names its product mitochondrial poly(A) polymerase (gene MTPAP). Gene Ontology annotation, cellular component: mitochondrion. Gene Ontology annotation, molecular function: poly(A) RNA polymerase activity. Bases 18 to 1772 code for a protein of 584 amino acids. NCBI's taxonomy places the organism in Eukaryota, Metazoa, Chordata, Mammalia, Perissodactyla, Equidae. The record is from RefSeq and is a predicted model, not a curated record. The transcript has 9 exons.
CUUCUGCUCCAUUGACAAUGGCGGCUCUCGGCGUGGGUCUGUUGACUCUGUUACCCGUGUGUGCUCGGAGAAGUCCAGUCCUGCGUCCUAUCCACAGGCUUCUCAGUCGUCCAGGAACUGUGGCCGCAGACGUAAGGAGAGAAGAGCAGUCGUCGGGGAGCGUGGAGACAGGCUCUGAAGACCAAACUCCCAAAAAGAGGUUCUCUGAGGUGCAGAAAGAAAGACGAGAACAGGCACAGCGGACUGUUUUAAUACAUUGCCCAAGUAAAAUCAGUGAAAAAAAGUUUCUCAAAUAUUUAUCCCAACAUGGACCUAUUCAUAAUCAUUUCUUCUAUGAAAGCUUUGGGCUUUAUGCUGUUGUGGAGUUUUGUCAGAAGGAGAGUGUGGCUUCGCUGCAGAGUGUGACUCGUACCCCGGGCCUGGGCACGGAGGCUGCCAUUCCGUUCCGGUCACGGUGCUUCAGUUUGAAGCUGAGGAGUCCCUCAGGCCAGCCCUCGGAGCCGGCGCGUGUGCCGUGUAACAGUCAGUCGCCUCCCUCAAGCAAGAAGCUUUUUGAAUUACUCUGUUAUGCAGAAAGUAUAGAUGAUCAGCUGGACACCCUCUUGAAGGCAUCCCAGCUGACGGAGGAGAACACCAGGCUGCGCUACCUCACCUGCUCCCUUAUUGAAGACGUGGCGGGCGCCUAUUUUCCAGACUGUGCCGUCAGGCCCUUCGGCUCUUCGGUGAACAGUUUUGGGAAAUUAGGAUGUGAUUUGGACAUGUUUUUGGAUCUAGAUGAAAUAGGAAAAUUCAGCGCUCACAAGACCUCUGGAAAUUUUCUGAUGGAAUUUCAAGUGAAAAAUGUUCCUUCAGAAAGAAUUGCAACUCAGAAGAUCCUCUCUGUGAUAGGAGAAUGCCUGGACCAGUUUGGCCCUGGUUGUGUGGGUGUACAAAAAAUAUUAAAUGCUCGGUGUCCACUUGUAAGAUUCUCACACCAGGCCUCGGGAUUUCAGUGCGAUUUGACUACUAACAAUAGGAUUGCCUUGAAAAGUUCUGAACUCCUUUAUAUCUAUGGUGCCCUGGACUCUCGAGUGAGAGCCUUGGUGUUCAGUGUCCGAUGUUGGGCUCGAGCCCAUUCGUUAACGAGUAGUAUUCCUGGUGCUUGGAUUACAAAUUUCUCCCUUACAAUGAUGGUCAUCUUUUUUCUCCAGAGGAGAUCACCCCCUAUUCUUCCAACCCUGGACUACCUGGAAAACCUUGCAGAUGCAGAAGAUAAAUGUAUAAUAGAAGGCCACAACUGUACAUUUAUUCGUGACCUGAACAGAAUUAAACCUUCGGAAAACACAGAAACACUAGAAUUACUACUGAAAGAAUUUUUUGAAUAUUUUGGAAAUUUCGCUUUCAAUAAAAAUUCCAUAAAUAUUCGACAGGGAAGGGAACAAAACAAACCUGAAUCUUCUCCGCUGCACAUUCAGAAUCCUUUUGAAACUUCUCUCAACAUCAGCAAAAAUGUAACUCAAAGCCAGCUGCAGAAAUUUGUGGAUCUGGCCAGAGAGAGCGCCUGGAUUUUACAUCAGCAAGAUAAAGAUCGCCCUUCCCCGUCAGGGAAUCAGCCCUGGGGGCUGGCGACCCUGCUGCUCCCCUCUGUAACAAAUAGUUUGUCUCUUGCCAAGAAGAAGAGGAAGAAGCCUGCAAGUGAAAGAAUUAAAAACUUGUUGGAAUCCAUAAAAAGUAGCGGUGCAGAAGGUCCCACGGACACCAAUGGGAAAAGGACAGUUAGUACUCAGGCCUGAUGGCUGCACCGUGGCUGCAAGAACUGGCUUCCUCCUAUGAAAUGAUCUUUGGACUGCCUUCACAGAUGUCAGCUGCGUCUGGUGUUGCUUUCCUGAUCUUCUCAUUGCGCCCUUGACUUGGUCUGACAUCCCGGGACAUUUUCAGUCUCAGCAGUCUGGUACCCGGUGGCGUUUUUUUAGAACGCAGCCAUGAGGAACAGGUGAAGGAGGAUCAUAAAUUGAUAAACUAUACAAAGCGAAUGGUAAAAAUCAGUUUUAGACUCAAACCAUUGUUGAUAUCCACAUCAGUCCCUGCGUAGAAAUCCUUUGAAAGAACUUUAGGUAUACGUGUGUAGGCAGUGAAGACAAUAAACCCUCACAGUUUGGUAGUACCCUU